Molecule: messenger RNA, 441 nt
Organism: Labrus bergylta (ballan wrasse)
Lineage: Eukaryota; Metazoa; Chordata; Actinopteri; Labriformes; Labridae
Source: RefSeq, a predicted model, not a curated record
GCCAAUAAGAAGCACCGUGCUACUUCCUGUUUGAAACCCUAACAGAGAAGACCCAGAGGAGCUAAUCGACUGCAGCAUCUUUUGAUCAAUAAAUGUUAAAGUGUUUUAAUAACAGAUGAAUAACAAUGAUUCCGUACACGGUGAACAUCAAACUGGCGGCUCGGACUCUGACCGGAACUCUGAACCUUCAGAAUAAAGGCGCAGUGGACUGGGGCUGGCAGGGGCUGAUCGCUCAGGGAUGUCACUCCAGCAUUCUCAUCAUCGACCCAAAGACGAGUCAGACCAUCCAGGUGCUGGAGAGACACAAAGCUAACGUGGUCAAGGUGAAGUGGUCCAGAGAAAACUACUGCAGACAUUCCAAGUGAUCUGAUGUCUGAACGCGGCAGCAUAUACUCCGGAGAUUUUAACUCGAGCCAAUAGAAAGAGAAUGACGUUUAUAUA